Molecule: messenger RNA, 3696 nt
Organism: Neolamprologus brichardi
Lineage: Eukaryota; Metazoa; Chordata; Actinopteri; Cichliformes; Cichlidae
Gene: esyt3
Product: extended synaptotagmin-like protein 3
Biological process (GO): lipid transport
Cellular component (GO): endoplasmic reticulum membrane
Molecular function (GO): calcium ion binding; phosphatidylethanolamine binding; phosphatidylcholine binding
Source: RefSeq, a predicted model, not a curated record
GUUUGUAGGACUGUCAUGGUUGCAGGGAGAGUGCGGCGGACUGGUUUAGCUGCUCUGUAAAACGAAAUACGCAAAACAGCAGCUUGUUCGGGCGCUGCGCCUACAUAGGUUUUCUGGACUUCCCGACCCGAGUCGUCAGCCGUACAACGACCCAAUGGCAUCUCCCGGACCGGGGAGCACCAACGGCCCGGUGCAGGGAGCGGGGCUCGGGGAGAGCCCGUCGAUGAGCACUGAGAAUCUGAGCUCCUCGGCUGUCAAUCGCAUGUUAAUGGAGUUUCUGAUUUACUGCGGGAGAGCCGUGUUCGUCUUCUACCCCGUAUACCUGACGGGUUACCUGGGCCUCAGCAUUAGCUGGGUGCUGCUGUGCAUGUUUGUGCUCACUUGGUGGAAGAAAAAUCGCCAGUGGAAGGACGCCCGGAUCGGAUCGGCUAUUGACUUUGUGGACAAUGAAAAGCACACGAUCAACACCGAGCUGAAAGGUUCCCUACAAAUGGCAUCUUGGGUGAAUUUCACCGAUGUGGAGAAGGCUCAGUGGCUUAACAAGGUGUUGGAGCAGGCGUGGCCCUUCUUUGGGAUCUACAUGGAGAAGCUUUUAAGAGAAAACAUCCAAAAGUCCGUCAGGACCUGCAAUACUGCACUCAAAGCAUUUACUUUUACCAAGAUCCAUUUUGGACACAUGCCUCUCAAGAUCACUGGAAUAAGAGCGUACACACAUGAAGUGGAACAUAGGGAAGUGAUUCUGGACAUGAACUUAAGUUAUGCUGGUGAUGUGGACAUCGAAGCUCAGGUGAACUCAGCAAUCACAGCUGGUGUGAAAGGACUUAAACUCCAGGGGAUGAUGAGAGUUGUUUUAGAGCCUCUUAUUGGUCAAGCACCUCUGGUGGGAGGAGUCACUUUUUUCUUCAUUCGCCGCCCUACACUGGAAAUAAACUGGACUGGCAUGACGAAUGUUCUGGACAGCCCUGCUUUUGGUUCACUGUCAGAGGACACUAUCAUAGACAUCAUCGCUUCUCUCAUGGUGUUGCCCAACCGCAUGUGUAUUCCCCUCAUAGACCAGGUCAAAAUGGACCAAAUGAGGUUUCCACUUCCUCGUGGGGUGGUGAGGGUCCACUUGCUGGAGGCAAGAGAUCUGGUGGCUAAGGAUACAUACAUGAUGGGUUUAGUGAAAGGCAAAUCAGACCCCUAUGCCACACUCAGAGUGGGCAACAUACACUUCAAAAGCAAGACCAUCAAAGAGAAUUUACACCCAAAGUGGAAUGAAGUGUAUGAGUUUGUUGUCCAUGAAGCGCCGGGCCAAGAGCUGGAAUUAGAGCUCUAUGAUGAGGACACAGACAAAGAUGAUUUUCUUGGAAGAUAUAACCUCGAUUUGGGAGAAGUGAAGAGGGGAAAACAAAUGGAUCAGUGGUUUGCUCUGGAGGACAUACAGCACGGUGAAGUUCAUCUUAAGCUCCAGUGGUUUUCCCUUCAGACUGACACCAGCCUGAUGAAGGAGUCCACCGACAACCUUGCCUGUGCUAUGCUUGCAGUGUAUCUGGACAAUGCCACUGAUCUACCAAAAGAUGGCCGUGAGGCUGCAGACCGUCAUAAACAUGGGAAGAACGCCAAAGAAGAACGGCUCACAAAGAGAGUCGCCUGCCCCAACUCAUUUGUUGAAUUUUCCAUUGACAAGGAUGUUAAGAAAAGCAAGGUUGUGUAUGCUUCCAAAGACCCGGUGUGGGAGGAGGGCUUCACCUUCUUUGUGCGUAACGUCAAAGCGCAACAGCUCUCCAUUCAGGUCAAAGAGCCUGAGAAGAAGAAUCCACUCGGUGUUCUCAACUUGCCCCUCAGUCGCCUCCUCAACACCUCCAACCUGACUCUAGACCAGCGCUUCCUGCUGGAGCGCUCUGGAGCAACCAGCCAGAUCAAACUGAAGGCCACUCUGAGGAUUCUUAAAUUGGAAGAGCCUCCACCCAAGCCUAUCGUCAAUCCUCCUUCAGAAGUCAAACAGCAACAGACCAAACAAGCAGGGAAUACCUCAGUCUCCAAUCCCUCCAACGCUCCAUCCUCUUCUAACGCAGUUUCCUCCAAAGAAAUUCCUGUUGUCUCUACUCCGAAACAAGUGCCAACUUCACCAAAUGAAGGUUAUUUAGGUCAACGCCGUGGCUCCUUCCAGGCGCCGGAAAACGGGAAGGAAUCAUCUUCAUCAGCAAACUUGCGUCGGUUCGACUCUCACAGCCUGCUGUCGGAGAACUCCAUUGCUUCAUCACGAUUCGACCUGUCAGAUGGAGCCACCUAUCCCGAGGCCAUUAGGAAUUAUCAGGGUUCGUUUGGAGAGAUUGAGCUGGUUAUACGCUACGCAACCCUGAGACAUAAGCUUGUUGUCAUUGUUAACAGGUGCAGGGAUCUAUUCCCCUGCAGCGAGAAUGGCACAGACUCUUACGUCCGCCUGUAUCUCCUCCCCGACCAAACCUGGAAGCAUCGUAAGAAGACGCAUGUCAAGAAGAGGACAACUAAUCCUGUCUUCAAUGAAAAGGUUGAGUUUGACGUCUUACUCGAGCAAGCACAAACUAGGAAGUUGGAUGUGUCUGUGAAAAAUAACAAGAUGUUGGUUUCCAGAGAGAGAAAGGACAUUGGCUCGGUAAUAAUAGAUCUAUCAGAAAUAGAUCUAGUCAAAGGCAUCACAGCGUGGUAUGAGCUCACUCUACCCGGGCUGAAGAAGUGAGUGUAGCAUGUACAACUGAGAGAAACUUCAGCUUGAAAAGCUGCUGCUGCAACCGCUGCAGAGAAAAUGACAGACGUUCAUACUCCUUACUCAUCCGAAACACAGCAAACCAAGAUUUAUUUUUGUGUGUGUGCGUGCUUUUUUUUUUUUCUAUAUUUUGGUUAUUUCAUCUGAACCAAAGUUCAUCUUUAGUGUUAUAUUGUAAAUAGAUUUAUUGACAGUUUUUAUGUGUAUAUAUAUUGGGGGAAAUCAGGUAAAAGCCAAAUGUUUGUUACAGCAAUGUAGAUGAGUGAGUGCAUGGUGAGGAAGGAUUACACACUUUGAUAAACACUGAAAUGCACGAAGUCCCACUAAGCAGAUUUUACAUCGAGGCAGCUGAGCUGUUCUGCAGCUCAUUGGAAGUAAAACUGCAUCCAAGAAGGGCACAAGCCAAGUUCGUUGGCCUCAGUUACUGACUCAAUAGGAUGUCAUUCCUUUUAAAGCCAAUCCUCUCAGACCAUUCAAAAUAACAUCUCAGUACGCCGUCAUUCUCUUUAUGAAGGACUACAGUUCUGAGCUAAGUAGUUAAUCAGAGGUUCGACAUAAACACUUUAAAGAAAGGGUUUUAUUUUGUAUUUAUGUAUUAUUUAAAAAAAAUCUCAAUUGUAGUUGGUAAAUUUGUUACAAAUGGUGGCAGAAUAUUUUUAGUAGAACUACCAGAGAUCUAUAGUGGAUAAAGACUUUGUCUUGGCUAAUAGUUUGAUGUUUUUCUGUUUUACAUUAAUUAUUGAGCAGGGAAGCUGUUCCCAGUUGUUGUUUUUGAGCUGAAGCUAAAAGGGACAUUCAUUUUCAAUUCAUAUUUAUGGCAAAUAAAUAUCUUCAAACUAAUACAUGGUUGAUUUGACAUCAUUUCAGUGUGAGAGUGUGAUUGUGAAAAGAAUAAAUCUCUUCAGGCAGCUUCCCAGAUGACCAGCUGGGGCUAUAGAGUCCCUAUUCUCCCCCAUGAACGCAGGGAG